ACAGACAAGUUCAGACCACGCUGCUGCAGCGUAGGUUGACAAACACAGUUUCGUUCACUCACAUUUCCGUCGCGUGUGCCAGUCUGAGCCCAGACUGUAUUGGAGCGUAGAACACGAGAAAAACACACGAUAUAAAAAAUGGAUUUAUUUCCUCCAGAGCUGUCACCCAAGAUGUGAAGAUGCCCCGUUCGAUCGACUCCUUCCCGACGGAAACCCUGGUCCCUGGUUCUGUGGACUUGCUCACCCCCGGCGUCCACCCCACAGAGUCGCACCGAGCUGAGGCGCUCGCCCCCAACAUCAGUGUGAGCGGCUUGCUCCGCUGCACCUACAAGGAGGACUUCAAGCGGAUCCUCCUCCCUUCUGUGUACACCGUGGUCUUCCUGCUGGGCCUGUCUCUCAAUGCAGUGGUCAUCCUGAAGAUAUGGAGGACGCGGCCCAACCUGUCUCGCAACAAUAUCUACAUGCUCAACUUGGCCAUCGCCGACUUCCUCUAUGUGAUGUCACUGCCGCUGCUGAUCUACAACUAUGCUAGUCAUGACUACUGGCCUUUUGGGGACUUCACCUGCAAACUGGUGCGGUUCCAGUUUUACAGCAACCUUCACGGCAGCAUCUUCUUCCUCACCUGCAUCAGCCUGCAGCGCUACCUUGGCAUCUGUCACCCUCUGGCUGUGUGGCACAAACAAGGGGGUCGCAAAAUGGCCUGGUGCAUUUGCGGGGCAGUGUGGUUGGUGGUCAUCCUCCUCUGCGCACCAACCUUUCACUUUGCCUCCACAGGGAUCCAAAGGAACCGCACCGUGUGCUAUGACUUGAGCCCCCCCAAGCUCUCCAGGAGCUACUAUCCGUACGGCAUGGCUCUGACCUGCCUCGGGUUCGUGCUGCCGUUUCUCGGGGUGAUGGUGUGUUACAUCCGCAUGGCUCAGGUCCUCUGCCGCCCGGAGCCCCAUCAGAGUAUCAGGUCCACGUCCGGGGAGAAGCGGGAAAAGGCUGUGCGGAUGAUCAUCGUCGUGGCGACGGUGUUCUGCAUCAGCUUCCUGCCCUUCCACCUGACCAAGACCGCGUACCUGCUGGUCCGCUCGCUGCCCGGCAUGUCCUGCGAGACCAGGAACCUGUUUUCAAUCAUCUACAAAAGUACCAGACCUUUCGCCAGCAUGAACAGUUUUCUGGACCCAAUUUUGUUCUACUUCACGCAGCCUCGGUACCGAAGGAGCACCAGGAAGUUUGUCCAAAGAGUCACCAUGCUCAGAGACAAGGGAACGGAUGUGUGACGUCACACACACGCGAAGACCAAACCUGAAUGUGAAACCGCGGCAUGCAUGUAACACACUUAGCACUUCAAGUUAAAGGAACAUAUAUUCAGCAUUAUGUGGUCAGGUGCCAAUCCGAUAAUCUUUGAGAAAAGUACCACAUUUGAUCCGUCUUGAAAAAGAGGUCCGGCUGUGUCUGUGGGCAAAAUCUGGAGCCUUGAAUUUUGCACUAAAACUGUGAAUGCAACACAUAAAAUGUGAAUGGGUUCAUACUUUCUCUUGAUGCACUGGUUUUUGCUCUUCUCCGGUUUUGUUUCGGGAAUCGAAAAAAUGUUCUGUGGAGGAAACAAAAAGUCUUAUCAUGGGUAUCGCCAUGUAAAACAAACAUAUUCAUCCUCUCAACCACUAGAUGGCGUAAGCUAUCUACCAUUCAAGGAGCCUGUCCACAAUCACGGUGCGGCUGUCUCGAUGUAAAUCAUGUUUCACUGUAUAACCGUUUAUUUUUACGGGCCUUUUUCGUAAAAUGAAUGCCAGAAAUAUUUAUAUCCUUGUAAAGAUUGAAGCACCUUCCAAGAUGUGUCCCAUAAAUGAAGUGUUUGUUAACAUUGUAUAGCAGCGUUCAGUCACAAAUCAUGAAACAAUGGUCUCACUAAGCCUGUUUUAGAACACUUAUGCACUUCUGGUACUUCAGCUUUGACCAACAUUUGGAAAAGUCAAUGUUUUAUCUUCAUAAUAGUAGUGAUUGGUGUAUAUCUGCCAUUAGAUUAGCGUCAAAACCCAAAUACUUGAGUCGGUUUUUACCUGCUGUAUGUUCAAUAUUGACAUCUUUGCCAGUAUUAAGUCAUUUUGGUGAAUGACUGCAAGCGGCCAGUAAAUGUAUUGUUCUGUAUUAAGAGUGGUGGUUGUGUCGCCUGGGAACAUUCUGAUGAUGUAACAGAGAUUAAACUUCUAA
Messenger RNA from Synchiropus splendidus (mandarinfish), 2196 nucleotides. Its product is annotated as P2Y purinoceptor 3. The transcript has 3 exons. NCBI's taxonomy places the organism in Eukaryota, Metazoa, Chordata, Actinopteri, Syngnathiformes, Callionymidae. Gene Ontology annotation, cellular component: plasma membrane. The record is from RefSeq and is a predicted model, not a curated record. Gene Ontology annotation, molecular function: G protein-coupled UDP receptor activity; G protein-coupled ADP receptor activity; G protein-coupled UTP receptor activity. The coding region runs from base 180 to 1265 and encodes 361 amino acids. Gene Ontology annotation, biological process: phospholipase C-activating G protein-coupled receptor signaling pathway; cellular response to pyrimidine ribonucleotide.